UAAAUAAAAAAACAAAAAAUUAAAACAAAAUAUGGUACACGUUCCAAAAUAAACAAAAAUUAAAAUUUACAAAUAAUUAUUAAAUGAUGGAGUUUUUGUUUUGAAAAAAGACUUUUAAGGAAAUCACGAAGAAACCGGUGUUCCAAAUCUCCAUUGCUAUAUUUUAUUAAGAUCAUUAAAAGAUAGAGGUUUAAUGGAGGAAGUAUAUAAUUGGGGAUUCACUUAUCUUUAUUUAAAUCUUAAGGGAUGUGAAUAUUUGAAGGAAAAACUCGGUAUUUCUGCUGAUAACGUUAUUCCUAAUACCUUUAAAGCAUCCAAAUAAAAUUACAUUUCCAGAGAAGAAGAAGAUGAAGAAGGUAGAGCCAAAAGAAGAUUCAACAAUCCCCGUGGAGGAGCUAGAGGUGAAGGUGGUAGAAGAGGAUACGGAUAAGGUGGAAGAAGAAGAGAAGGAGAAAAUUAAGGCGAAGAAUAAUAGUAAUAAGAAUAAUAGUAAGAAUAAACAGCUUAAUGAAUAUGACUUUUUUUUAUAGCAAAAAAAAAAUAAAAAAUUAUCUAAUUGCACAAAAUAUAUAUUUUUGAAAAAAUUCUAUUUGUGUAUGUAAUAUGUAGUUAUUUAAAUUUAUUUGAUAUUUUUUUUU
Ichthyophthirius multifiliis is the source of this 638-nucleotide messenger RNA. RefSeq lists its product as hypothetical. The annotation marks the transcript as partial. The transcript has a single exon. Gene Ontology annotation, cellular component: cytosolic small ribosomal subunit. Lineage: Eukaryota; Ciliophora; Oligohymenophorea; Hymenostomatida. The record is from RefSeq and is a predicted model, not a curated record. Gene Ontology annotation, molecular function: RNA binding; structural constituent of ribosome.